AUGCCUUGGCCUAUGGUUAGUGAUUCUGUUGGAGCUCCUGCUUGGUCUGCACACCAGUUACCUUUUGCCCCAUUUACCUCUAGUGUAGCUUUGCCAGCCACUAUGGAACAUGAUUUAGAUACUGGGGCUAUUCCAGUACCUGGGGCAGGCAUGAAGUUAGAAGUGAAAACAUUUAACCAGAGGAGUCAUGAUUCUAAAGUACAUGCUAAGAUGCCAUAUCUCAUUUGUAGCACUUUGCAGGAGAGUGGCCUGCAUACAGCACGGUCUCCAGACAGGGGUGCUCUGGAGGACUUCUAUCUUAUGUCGCAAGACAAUGAAGAAAAUCUGAAGCACAUUUCUGCAUCUCCACUAGGUUUUAAUUCUCUAGUGUCUCCUUUAAGAAGCUCCCCGUCAGCACAACAGAAUCUUCAGAAUAUGGAACAAGAGCCAUUGCAUUCAAAUAAGGAGAAACAGAUUGUGAAAUCAACAUCCAUAAUACCUGUUUUUCAUGUACACUGUAAAGAAGAAGAAGAAGAACACAUUGAUUCAAAAUGCUUAGAGCCUCAACAUGGACCUGGCCCCUACCAUCCUGAUACUGUUGUACAGAAUACUUGUGAAGUUGCUCAGCUUCUUGAUGAAUCACUGGAGAUAUGCAGGAAGACAGACAGUGCAUUGGCUCUGGAUACUGCACUGCUGUUCGGUACAAAAAAGGAUAUCAAAGUCAAGAAUGUAGAUUCCUGGGUUAGUUUAGCUAAGAAGAGCACAGCUGUACCAUCCACAACAAAGUCGGCAAAUGACAGUUUCCAGCUGUUUCGAAAAGCAGCCAUAGAAAAAGAAGAGAGAGAGAAGGCAUUAAGAGCUCAAGAACAGAAACAAUUGCAAAAAGAGAAGAAUAUGAAUCCUGAUGCAAGGAAAAAAGAAAAUGAAAAUGCUUUGGAGUUAAAUCAGAUGACAAAGGAAGAGAUAGCUCAACGACAAGAAAAGCUUGAAAAUGAGAAGAAGCAACAAGAAACAGAGAGCAGCACACCAUUAUCAAAUGAUCAGGAGCGUCAGCUUGCAAGAAAGAGAGAACAAGAGAGGAGAAGGAGAGAAGCAUUUUCAGGUACUAUAGAUAUGACCAUGCAGAGUGAUAUCAUGUCAGCAUUUGAAGAAAAUCUCUGAAGCUUUCUGCUGUCCAUUUUGAAGAUCCAUCAGAGCACUCAACUUGUUUUGUUACAGUGGGUAUUUAAGCUUUUUUUCUGGGACCGAUUGAGGUACAUAACCAGGGAUAUUUAAUGAUAAUUGAACACUAUUGGACUCUUUCUAAGAAGAAGCAAUAUUAAAUAAGAAACUGCUUUCUCUGCUGCUGUGGAAAUUGUCUUGGUUAAUGACUUUUGUUAUAUUGUAAGCUAUUGUUUGACAUUCUGCAGAGGUAGUUCAAAGUCUACAAAAGAGGAGCAUUAUGUUUUGAUGAAUGAUAAAUUAGUAUAGUUAAAUAUAUUGCAUGCUAAUCUGUCAUUUUGAUAAAAUUGUGUAUUAAUCUUGGAAAAGCUGCAACUAUAAACUGCUUUGCCUUACUUAGUAAAUGCUAAUGUACACAAGAAUUGGUAAAACAGUCAGCUGACUGAUAGAACUGAUGUUUGAGUAAAAUACCACCUUUGUUUAACUCAUGCUUUUUCCUCUAUAUAUAAAAAUAUAACAUUUAUUUUUCUUCGGAGAUUGCUAAAUAUAUUUUCUGGACUCUGGUUGCUUCUGCAUAUAAUAUUUAUUUAUUUAUUGCAUACUUCCCCAUGUGCUUAGCUCAAGAAGACUUAAAAUAUAAAAUCACUGGAGUCUUAGAUAAAAUCAGACAGAUUAUAUAUGUGUGUGUGUGUGUGUGUGUGUGUACAUCCAUAUGACAUUUUUUCUUUGUUAUUUUCCAUUGUGUCGGCAUACUUGUUGCUUUCAUUGUGCAUUUUUUAUUAAUUUAUUGCCAAAUUAAUAACACUAUUUUGGCAUUAUGAAUAUUGUGAAAAAUAUCAGGACAAGAAGAUGACCUCCUUUAAUGGAUAGUAAUCAGAAGAACUAGAUAAGGGCUGAAAAACGGUGAUCUGAUCUCCAUUUAAGUAGAUUUGAAUAAGAGAAAUAGAAGCAGUGUAGCCAUAACAAUGUAGUUCUUUUCAUUUUUGCCUUUACUGAAAGUAUUCUUUUUAAGGCAGCCUGUAUGAUAUAGAACUUUCAACCAUAUGUAGAGUUCACAAAUUUCUUUUUGUUAUCCACAAAACUGACUUAGUUAUGGUUAUAUUCACUUUUAUUGUACUAUGCCGUUUUGGGAAAAAUGUUUAAAUCACCUGGUUCUCAAGAAAUGGAACCACAAAAACUAACAUGGGAUAUCAGCAAGGACUAUAAAAUUAUAUUUUUGAGUGGGAACAUUAUAUUUAAACAGUGAGAACAAUAUGUACACACGUGUGUUGGUGUGUGCUUCAUUUAAUUGAUGACUGUAUUUUUGAUAUCUUUUAUUUGUGGCUUCAGAUUUUCCUGAAAAAAUGUAUUUCAGCAUUAACUAGUUUUGUGUGUAAUGUACAUAUAACCCUGUGAAUGAUGAUGUUUGGACAACUGUGCUGUUUUUCUACAUGUUAGCAUUCCUUUCUGAAACAAAUAAUGUUACUGAGUGCUCGUUUUUUUGUAACAUUUGAACUUUUAUUGCAAUGUUUUAAAGUACUCAGGCUGUGAGAAAUACAGUGGGACAAUAAUUUGUAUCUCAUUAUUAUGGUUUGACCUAAAAAAAU
Molecule: messenger RNA, 2726 nt
Organism: Protopterus annectens (West African lungfish)
Lineage: Eukaryota; Metazoa; Chordata; Ceratodontiformes; Protopteridae
Product: bromodomain testis-specific protein-like
Exons: 9
Coding region: 1-1140 (379 amino acids)
Source: RefSeq, a predicted model, not a curated record